CCCCGCGCCUGGUCGCACCGGGCCCGCUCCUCCGGAGGGGCUGGUGACGUCACCCGACCGCCGCUGACGCCACUGGUGGUGCCGUGACCCAGCCGGUGGCGUCACGGGCAGUGUGGCCGAGGCGCGAGGGCGCGGCCUGCCCUCCCCGCCGGGGUCCGCCCGGUCCGGCCCGGCCCUCGUUCUCCGUGAGGCGGCCGCGGGGACCAGCGGCGGCCAGAGUGACAGCUUCUCCGGGCUCUGCUAGCCAGGACUCCCAAGCGAUCAUGGAGGAUACUACUUUGCAAAUUAUCGAGCCACCAACUGCUUCUGAGGCCUCAGAGGAGCAAGUGCCUGAAGAACCCAUCAAAUCAGACCAGAUCAAUGGUGUGAUGGUGCUGACCCUUCUGGACAAGAUCAUUGGAGCAGUGGAUCAGAUCCAGCUGACCCAAACACAGCUGGAGGAGAGACAGCAAGAGAUGGAUAGCGCAGUGACCAGCAUCCAAGGAGAACUGACCAAGCUGACAAAGGCACACACCACCACCAGCAACACUGUGAACAAGAUGCUGGAAAAAGUGCGCAAGGUGAGCGUCAAUGUGAAAACCGUUCGGCAGAACCUGGAAAAGCAAGCUGGGCAGAUAAAGAAGCUAGAGGCCAAUGAAGCGGAGCUUCUGAAACGCAGAAACUUCAAAGUCAUGAUCUACCAGGAUGAAGUGAAGCUCCCGUCUAAACUGAGCAUCAGCAAGUCUCUAAAGGAGGGUGAAAAGCUGGAGAAGGAAGGUGAGGGUGAGGAGGUGCCUGUGGGUGAGGACCAUGGAGAGGAGGACCACGUCCAGCUCUCCUCGGAUGAAGAGGUGGAGAUUGAAGAGAUUAUCGAAGAGUCACGGGCAGAGCGCAUCAAAAGGAGCGGCAUGAAAAGAGUGGAUGACUUUAAGAAGGCAUUCUCAAAGGAGAAGAUGGAGAAGACUAAGCUAAAGACCAAGGAGAACCUGGAGAAGACCCGCCACAACUUGGAGAAGACCCGCCACAACCUGGAGAAGAGGAUGAACAAGCUGGGCACCAAGAUUGUGACUAACGAAAGGAGAGAGAAGAUGAAGACCUCUCGGGACAAGCUGAGGAAGUCUUUCACCCCUGACCACACCAUCUAUGCCAGGUCCAAGACAGCCGUCUACAAAGUGCCACCCUUCACUUUCCAUGUCAAGAAAAUAAGAGAGGGCGAGGUGGAAGUGAAAGCCACGGAGCUGGUGGAGGUUGGUGGAGAGGAGGGAGAAAACUCGGAUCUGCUGCGUGGUGAGAGUCCUGAGAUGCACACGCUGCUGGAGAUCACAGAGGAGUCCGACGCGGUACUGGUGGACAAGAGUGACAGCGAGUAGGACAGGCUGCAGUGCGGAAGGGUUGUGGACGACGGCUGAACACGUAAUCAUUCACAUUUUGAGAUCUCUCUCUGCCCUGGUGCCCCAGGGAAAGUGUACACAAUGCAUAUUUACUACCCUGCAGAGCCGACGCCAAUCCCCUGCCUGCUUGGACAAGGUGUAUUUUAUAUUUUAGUUUUAGCACACAGAAACGUUAGGAACACGGGACUGUUUUUCUUACACUGUUAAAUCACCCUUGGAGACCAUUCCUGCCGCAGGCUGCGUGAGAGCCUUCUAGCACCAGACCUGAAGACGGGCUUUGAGUGACGGGGACCCAGUCCAGCUGGAGCGUGCUAAAACCAAGAUAACGGCUGUACACCUGGAAAGCUCAAGUGUUCUCCAUAAGCAAAGACCUGGUGUCAAGAAAGCUUCCUACCAAGCAGCCCGCCAGCCCACACCACCCCAGCUCCCUGUGCCAGGCUGCACGGCCAUCCCUGCAGGCAGGAAGACUCCUAGCACCCAAGCUGGCCACCCCUUUGGGGGAGCAGAGGAACUGUGAUGCACCCAGCGUGCGGGAGGGAAGAGCUGAGCAAGUCCUGCUGAUGGGCAGAGUGUGGGCGAAGCUGAGCCAGCCGCAUGGCACGCAGGCAGGUCUGCUCCUCUCUGCCCUCCCGAGGACUGGAUUAUGUGGUGGUGCCUAGGACGGCUUCGCUGAAAAGCUGCCCCGCUGCCGGGACUGCCGUGGGUGCCCGCGUGCACAUCACACAGCCAGGGUCCACUGUUCCUCCCCACUGCGCUGGGGCCGUUGCUGCGACAGCCCCGGGGCUGCGGCAGGAGCAGCGCGGGCCACACGCUCCCCUGCCCGGGUUACAGAUCUGGCUGCCAGAGGCCCAGCAGCCGUGGGCGAGUCCUUGCCAGGGCAGGGACCACCAUGGAGGUGGGGUGCUGGAUCUGGUCCCUCCACACCUGCAGGGGUGGUGGCAGCAGGCAGCAAGGUACAUGCUCACUGCCCAGGGAGAGGGGAUGUGCAGGCAGCUGUGCUGAAGCAGUCACCACCGGCUGCAGCUUGUUUCCAGAAGGAUAUGGGAUGUGCCGAUGCCAUGUGAGGAUCUUGACUGUCAGAGAGCAGCCUUGACACUGGUCCAGCACCGGACCUUGAGUAUUUCUGAGCAUCUGCUUCCUCCAGGGGUCCCGGCACGGCUCAGGCUCGUGCCCAGGUCCUGCGCUUUCCUCCCCGUUUCCUGCUUUCUGCAGCUUCACUCCCUGUCCCCUGCAGCAAGGCAGCACUAGGAUAGCACACCACAGCUUGAGGGCACUGCCCUGGCUCAGCCCGGGGCUGCCACACUCCGGCUCUCAUAUAGGCAGCCACCGCCGCAGCACGACCCAGCCCUGCAGGAGCAGGCAGCAAGGCAGGAGGCUGUGUGCCUCGAUGGCUUUGCCCGGGGAGGCUGAUCCUGGCGGGCAGGCGAGGGAGGGACCCGGUCGUGCUCAUCCCCGUCUGCUUGCCGGGCUCAGCCCUCCUCUGUGACCGCAGUUGCUUUCCUCCCCAGCCCGCUCCCCCCAGGCAGCAGGGAGGGCUGCUGUUGCUAACAUAACCAAAUAUAUAAACUUGCUUUUCCUCUAA
Aquila chrysaetos chrysaetos is the source of this 2952-nucleotide messenger RNA. RefSeq names its product caveolae associated protein 1 (gene CAVIN1). The record is from RefSeq and is a predicted model, not a curated record. The transcript has 3 exons. NCBI's taxonomy places the organism in Eukaryota, Metazoa, Chordata, Aves, Accipitriformes, Accipitridae. Bases 264 to 1349 code for a protein of 361 amino acids. Gene Ontology annotation, cellular component: caveola; cytoplasm. Gene Ontology annotation, molecular function: rRNA primary transcript binding. Gene Ontology annotation, biological process: transcription initiation at RNA polymerase I promoter; termination of RNA polymerase I transcription.